AUGCGUUCUUUGAGUAGUAAACCACGAGCUGAUAGCCACAACCACUGUCAGCACUUGACAACAAGGACCAUCACAUCAACACACGACUGCAUUGCUGAGGCAUCUAACGGUACAGAACCUGUUUAUCUCGACCAUAUCGUAAUCAACUUGCUGGAACCAUCGUGCAUUGAAGAAGAGAAUGGCAGCAACGACUGUAGCUUGAACGUCAAUCAGUUGACGUCCACGAAGCUUACAAAGAGCGUGAGGUGGUCAACCAUCACUGUUCAUGAGUUUGGUGUAGGGUUGGGCGGUAGCGCCGUUUCCAAUAAGGGCGGCCCGUCUAUUGGUCUUGCAGAUACACCCGAGUUCACGUGGACAACGAGAGUGGGUGAGAUGGCCGAGUGUGUUGAGGGCGUGCAUCGUUUUUCGCCCAACCAGCGCGUCCGUCUGCUGCAAGCCGCUGGUAUUCCAGAUGGCAUCAUCACGCGUCAUGCACGUGAGGCCAACAUCAUCUUGGGCUCUCGACGUCGGUCAAAGGUUAGCUGGAGUGACAGUGACUUGGACGAGUCCGAGGAGGAAGAAGAGGAGACGUCCAAGAAGGUGUUUCGCAAGAGGAGCGCAGAUCAGGCGAUGAUGGGGCAUCCGUGCUCGGUCUAUAUGCGACGGCCACGCAUGAUCCCAGUCAACUAUGUGUAG
Molecule: messenger RNA, 675 nt
Organism: Peronospora farinosa
Lineage: Eukaryota; Oomycota; Peronosporomycetes; Peronosporales; Peronosporaceae
Source: the annotation of a GenBank genome assembly